This is a messenger RNA of Cyprinodon tularosa, 1836 nucleotides long. RefSeq names its product solute carrier family 39 member 8 (gene slc39a8). Lineage: Eukaryota; Metazoa; Chordata; Actinopteri; Cyprinodontiformes; Cyprinodontidae. Gene Ontology annotation, molecular function: zinc ion transmembrane transporter activity. The record is from RefSeq and is a predicted model, not a curated record. Gene Ontology annotation, biological process: intracellular zinc ion homeostasis; zinc ion import across plasma membrane. Bases 200 to 1591 code for a protein of 463 amino acids. Gene Ontology annotation, cellular component: membrane. The transcript is spliced from 8 exons.
GGAGAAUAGACAGAUCCAGAGCGGCUCAACUGCAGGAGGAGCUAAUAGAAAUAGUAAUCAGGAAUAAGAGGGAGGGGGAAACAUCGCAGUGCAGAAUCAAGCGGAGAGUUUCUGGCAUGGAUCACACUCCACGGACACUUUGAUCAACGGCUGGGGCACAUGUUAUUCUCAGGGGGGAAAUACAGUCUAAAAAGUAGAGAUGUUUGUUGCACAAUGGCUCGCUGCAUGCGUCCUGGCUUCCAGUGCGAUCGCCCAGGGCUUUAAAGUGACAGAGCAGAAUGGACAUGAGUUUUUAGAGAAUAUUUUACACUAUUAUGGUGAAAAUAAAUCAAUUACUACAGAGAAGUUUGAAGAUCUGCUGCUUUUGAUCUCAGCCAGACGAUCGGAAUCAAUAAUUGAAGCAAAUCCACUGGAGGACAAAGAGUGUCCCUCAGCGGAUCAGAUUUUGUCGCACUUUGGCCUCGGUAACGUGACUGAGCUGACUGUGGGACAUCUGGGGAGGAUCUGCCCUGCUGUGUUGACUCAGGUGCUGCUGCCCUCCUGCCCCUACAUCAACCCAAUAACUGUGCCUGCUGUCGACUACUCUGUGUGGGGCUAUGGGUUUCUGGCUGUCACCAUAAUCAACCUGGCGUCUCUUCUCGGCCUGCUGCUGAUCCCCUUCACCAAGAAGUCAUAUUUCCCCAAAGUGCUGACUUACUUUAUCGGCCUGGCCAUCGGGACUCUCUUCUCCAACGCCGUACUUCAGCUCAUACCAGAGGCUCUGGGUUUUGAUCCCAAAGAAGACAACUAUGUGGCAAAAGCAGUUGGCAUAUUUGGAGGAUUUUACCUUUUAUUUUUCGUGGAAAAGAUACUGAAAAUAGUUCUCAGGAUUGACCAUGAGCACGGCCACAGCCACUUCAUUCCUGCAGACCCUCAUCAGGAAAACAGCGUCCAGAAUGGAGAUGCUUGGGAGAAAAAGGACUCUGUGGUUUUGACCAGCAUCGCCACUGUUGCUGUAAAUGACAGCAGCCUGGCCAUUGAGACCUCUCAUACAAAUGUGGCACCCUCUCAGGACACCCAGGGGUCUGAUGUGAUGUGCCACUGGCUGCGUGGGAAGCGCAUCACCAGUAUCAAGACUGUGGCCUGGAUGAUAUCACUGAGUGACGCUGUGCACAACUUCAUUGACGGUCUGGCCAUUGGGGCUUCGUUCACUGUUUCCAUUCUGACAGGCUUCAGUACCUCCACCGCCAUCGUCUGUGAGGAGUUUCCCCAUGAGCUGGGUGACUUUGUUAUCCUGCUGAAUGCUGGAAUGAGCAUCCCGCAGGCCAUUUUCUUCAACCUGCUGUCAGCAAUGUCGUGUUAUGUCGGCCUUGUGUUUGGAAUCCUGCUUGGAAGCAGCUUUGCCCCAAAUGCUAUCUUUGCCAUCGCGGGAGGAAUGUUCCUGUAUAUUGCACUAGCAGACAUGUUUCCAGAAAUGGACAGUAUAGUGAGGGAUCAACGGAAAACUUCUAGCAAGAUCAUCUUCUUUCUGAUCCAGGAUGCUGGGCUGCUUACCGGCUUCACCAUCAUCCUACUGAUUACAUUGUACGCAAAGGACAUAAACCUUGGAUAGAAAGGAAAAGAAAUGCUCAUCUGUUGCCUUUGUUUCUGCUCACACAGGCUGGGCUGAAGAUGAAUGUAAAGAAAAUGUUUUGUACAAAACCAAUUAUUAUAUGGGACAAAAAAAAGUAGGCUUUUAUAUUUUGGACUAUCAAUUUAGUGAAAUGUUUACUCAACAAGAAGGGCAUUUUUAUGCAAUCAACAUGUAUAAAAUCACUGACAUCUUAAAGGAACAAUAAAUUAUUUUUAGUCUUCAAA